GACAUGCACCAACCCAACCCAACCACACCACUAUCUUCAUUAUCUCCACCAAUCCCAAUUUAGACAUUUGCUGCAAUAAUCAUUCAUAUUAUAGAGAUAGAUAGACAAAACCAAGAACCUGCUAGAACCCCACCCAAACUCAUCACCUUCGUCCUAUAAAUAAGAACCUAAGAAAGGGAGAAGUUAAUUGAAUAUACAUACAAUUUAUAUAUAUAUAUAGAGAGAGAGAGAGGGGGGGGGGGAGAGCAAUUAAUUAAUUAAGAAGGGGGAGAUAGAAAAUAAUAUAAUUAGGGUUUUUGUGUGAGGUGGAUUUGAAAAUGUUGCAAUGCAAGUUUGUUAUUACCGGAACUUUGUUGGUGAUGAUGCUGUUUCUAGAAACUUCUUUUGGGGCUAGGCCCCUGGGGAAGCACAUACCUGCAGGUUCGGAGCUUGGUUCGGGAUACGUGCCUAAUGGAGCCUCUGAUGAUCAGUACUACGGAAUUAGCGGCGGCGGUGGCGGCGGCGGUGGUGGGGGAGGGGGAGGGUCUGGAGGCAAUGGUUCUGGGUAUGGGUCAGGGUACGGGUCUGGUUCCGGGUACGGCUCAGGGAACGGGUCCAGUGGAGGUGGCGGCGGCGGCGGCGGCAAAGGAGGUGGCGGCGGGGGUGGUGGAGGUAACAAUGGUUCAGGUUACGGAAGCGGCAGCGGCUCAGGGUAUGGAAGUGGAGGUGGCAGUUCCGGAGGAGGAGGUGGUGGUGGUGGUGAAGGAGGCGGUGGAGGCGGCGGCGGUGGGGAUGGGUACAGCGGAGGAUCGGGGUACGGAAGCGGGUCGGGUUAUGGGUCAGGGUAUGGUUCUGGAUACGGCGGCGGCCGUGGUUGAUGGGUUGAACGUAGUUUGAAACUUUUCUUGCAUGCAAUAAUAUACAUAUAUAUUUAAAUAUAAAAUAUAUAUAAUCGGGUAUUAGGAAUUCUUGUACAAUGAAAUUGUCGGACUUGUAUAAUAUCCGAAAUGAUUAACUAAAAAUAAUUAAAAAUAAAUUUGCAUGUUUCAUAACUUUCAAACAAAGAAUGUCUCACUUUAUUUACCAAAUUUGGGCAACUUUACUAUUUAU
This is a messenger RNA of Andrographis paniculata, 1089 nucleotides long. RefSeq names its product putative glycine-rich cell wall structural protein 1. The record is from RefSeq and is a predicted model, not a curated record. Lineage: Eukaryota; Viridiplantae; Streptophyta; Magnoliopsida; Lamiales; Acanthaceae. The transcript has a single exon. The coding region runs from base 318 to 857 and encodes 179 amino acids.